UACGUACACAAAUAAUAUAAAGGCAUUGUGUUUGAAUUAUUUAUUUUGUAAUACGCAAACAAGUAACUAAACUUUUUAUUCGUCGUUAUUACCUUACAUUUUACAAAUAGUUUAAUUUCGAUAUGAGUAAUAAUAAUAAAUCAGCGUUAUUUGCUUGCUCGAAGUGUUUCAAACGGUACCCGUAUGAAGAUUUGUCGUCUGGGCAACAGCUCUGUAAAGAAUGUCGUGGAUCAUAUCCUGUAGUCAAGUGUACUUAUUGUCGGUCCGAAUUCCAACAGACUGAUAAAUCAAACACAAGUACAAUUUGUAAAAAAUGUGAACAAUUUGUUACUCAAUAUGGUAGACCAACAGCAUGUAGUUACUGCAACAUAAUAGCUGCAUUCAUUGGCCAAAAAUGUCAACGAUGUGCAAAUUCUGAACGAAAAUAUGGGCCACCUGUAACUUGUGAUCAAUGCAAACAAAAUUGUGCAUUUAAUAGAAAAGACAUGGACUGUGAAUUGCUUGAUGGAAAAGUAUUAUGUUGGUUAUGUACUUUAUCAUUUAAACGAGCUUUAGCAAAAACAAAAAAAACUGAUGCUGAAAUGAAAUUAUUAGUAAAGAAACGUGAUGGGUCAAAAAAUAGGAAAACUAAACAUGCCAAUGUAAUGAAAGUAAUUGAUGAUAGUGGUCCAGAUUUUGCUUUUCCCCCACCUUCAAAAAUGCAUCGAAAUUCUCAUAGGCAUGUUGAUGUAAAUUCAGAUAACGUAGUGGUUAUUACUGAUCUUAAAGAACAAAUAGCCAUGUUACAAAAACAAUCUAAUCAAAAGAGUUGUCAACUAUUAAACAAAGAAAAAUUUAUUACCGAAUUGAAGGCCAAACAUUUUACAACAGAAAAUGAAUUGCGCACUAAAAUGAAUUCAGAUAAAAAGGAGUAUAGUAGAGAAGUAGAAAUGUUACAUAGUAAAAUCAAGUGUUUGCAGAAAGAAGUUGCCACUUUAUCCAAAAGUGGUGGUAAACGUGGUGUUCAUCUUCGUAAAGAACAUGAUAGUGGUAGUGGUACUGAUAGUCCAUCUGUUUCAUAAUUUUAGUGUUGUAAGUACUACCAAGUUCAUAUUAUAUUUGGUAUGUACUUUGUGAUUUAUUUAGUGAUAUACAAUUUUUUUAAUUUAAUCAUUGUAUAGAUAUAAUACAUUUAUGUAAUCUAUAUAAUUCUAACCUAUUUUCAAAGUAACUGAUUAGUUUAUUAUAAAUUAAUCAUAUUUCAAUUUUGUUUGAAUACAUUUUCCUUUUACUCUACAUUUAAUAAUUGCUCAUCUAAAAUACUGUUACUA
Messenger RNA from Melanaphis sacchari, 1310 nucleotides. Its product is annotated as protein FAM76A. The transcript has 6 exons. The record is from RefSeq and is a predicted model, not a curated record. The coding region runs from base 123 to 1061 and encodes 312 amino acids. Lineage: Eukaryota; Metazoa; Arthropoda; Insecta; Hemiptera; Aphididae.